ACAACGAACGCGUCUCUAAUACCGCCCGCCGCCGCUGGGGUUAUAAAUUAAGGUUAUAGAAUCUGUUGGCGUUAUAUAAGAAAGAGAGAGAGAGAAAAACAAGGAGGGGACGUUUUUCUCUGUAACACCGCCUUUAUCUCCCCGCCCCCGCGUCCACCUCUCGCCCAAUCCGCGCUCAAGCACCGCCCUCUGUCCUUCACCCUCUCGUCCAAUACGGUGCCUCGCUGGGCACAGCGCUUUCCGGUGUCCUGCAGCCUGACAUGCUGUAAAAAAAAAAUUAAUUUAAAAGUGGAGUUUCCUUUUUAUAUUUUCAAUGACCGGCGCGUUUUAAUACCGGAGGAGGACAAAUAAGAAAAACACCAUCAACGAAACGAGCAUCAGACCGCGAUGCUUACCGCUGUGAGAGCGCUCGGCGGGGCAGCUGCGCUCAGCUGCAGGGCUUAUGGGCAGGUCCCUCUGCCCCCGCUGGUCUCUGAGAGGCUGGCUCUGUUCAUGCAGCUCCAGUCCCAGCGCUCGGCCCAGCUGGAGGAGAGGGCUCAGAGGGACAGCAAGCCCAUCAGAGUCUCCCUCCCCGACGGCAGAGAGCUUGAUGCACAGGCCUGGAAAACCAGCCCCCUGGAACUGGCGGCGAGGCUCGGCCGCAGUCUCGCUGAUGGGGCCGUGGUUGCUCGGGUGAAUGGGGUGCUCUGGGAUUUGGGGAGACCCCUGGAACAGGACGGCACCCUGGAGAUCCUGGGGUUCGACAGCGGUGAAGGAAAGGGGGUGUUCUGGCACUCCAGCGCUCAUGUUCUGGGUUCAGUGAUGGAGUGUUUGUAUCGGGGUUCUCUCUGCCAUGGCCCCAGCACUGACAGCGGCUUUUUCUACGACAUGCAACUGGACCCCAGCUCGCUGCCCAGCAAUGACCUCCCAGCGCUGCAAGAGCUGUGCACUCAGAUGAUCCGAGAGAGGCAGCCGUUCGAGAGGCUGGAGGUGACCAGGGGGGAGCUGCUGGAGCUGUUCAAGCACAACAAAUUCAAAUUGCAGAUUAUCGAGGAGAAGAUAACGACGCAGAUGGCUACGGUUUACAGGUGCGGCUCUCUGGUGGACCUGUGCAGGGGCCCCCACCUCCCUCACACAGGGAAGAUCAAGGCAUUCAAACUCCUCAAG
This is a messenger RNA of Acipenser ruthenus (sterlet), 1146 nucleotides long. Its product is annotated as threonine--tRNA ligase 1, cytoplasmic-like. The record is from RefSeq and is a predicted model, not a curated record. NCBI's taxonomy places the organism in Eukaryota, Metazoa, Chordata, Actinopteri, Acipenseriformes, Acipenseridae. Gene Ontology annotation, biological process: threonyl-tRNA aminoacylation. Gene Ontology annotation, molecular function: threonine-tRNA ligase activity; ATP binding.